Plasmodium yoelii is the source of this 777-nucleotide messenger RNA. Its product is annotated as aquaglyceroporin, putative. The coding region runs from base 1 to 777 and encodes 258 amino acids. Lineage: Eukaryota; Apicomplexa; Aconoidasida; Haemosporida; Plasmodiidae. The record is from RefSeq and is a predicted model, not a curated record. Gene Ontology annotation, biological process: glycerol transmembrane transport; water transport. Gene Ontology annotation, molecular function: glycerol channel activity; water channel activity. The transcript has a single exon. Gene Ontology annotation, cellular component: plasma membrane.
AUGAAAGUAACAUUUGGUAAUGAAUAUAUUAAAAAUUUCCUUGGGGAAUUUAUAGGAACAUUUGUUUUAAUGUUUCUCGGAGAAGGUGCAAUAGCUAAUCAUUUUGCUGUUCCGAUUAAAAAUGAUUGGUUAAGAUUAUGUAUUGGAUGGGGAUUAGGAGUAUUUUUUGGAAUUUUAAUAUCAGCAAAAUUAAGUGGAGCACAUUUAAAUCUAGCUGUUACCAUAGGUUUAUCAACAAUCAAAAAAUUUAAUUAUAAACAAAUACCACUAUAUUUUGCAGGACAACUCCUUGGAGCAUUAUCAGCAACUGCUUCAGUAUAUGGAUUAUAUUAUGGAUUUGUUUCAGAUCAAACAAUUCCUAAAUUUGCAUGGGAAACUGCAAAGCAUCCAAGUGUUCAUAUAGCAAGUGCUUUUAUGCAUGAAUUUAUAUUAACAGGCAUAUUACUUCUUGUAAUAUUAUCUGUUACAGAUGAAAAUAUAUGUGGAAAAUUUCAUGUUUUAAAAGUUAGUUCAAUUGUUGGAUUAGCUAUAAUAUGUAUUGGUAUAAGUUUUGGUGGUAAUACUGGUUUUGCUUUAAAUCCAUCCAGAGAUUUAGGGGCAAGAAUUCUUUCUGCUAUAGCAUAUGGAUCUGAUGCAUUUAUUAGAGAUAACUGUUAUUUUUGGAUUCCAUUAAUAGCCCCAAUUGUUGGUAGUAUAAUUUUUUGCCAAAUAUAUGAUAAAAUUGUUGCUCCCCUAGUUGAAAUAUCAGAACAUGAUAAAGGCGCUUUAGAAAUAUAA